Molecule: messenger RNA, 3226 nt
Organism: Xenopus laevis (African clawed frog)
Lineage: Eukaryota; Metazoa; Chordata; Amphibia; Anura; Pipidae
Gene: pdp1.L
Product: pyruvate dehydrogenase phosphatase catalytic subunit 1 L homeolog
Cellular component (GO): mitochondrion
Molecular function (GO): [pyruvate dehydrogenase (acetyl-transferring)]-phosphatase activity; protein serine/threonine phosphatase activity; cation binding
Source: RefSeq, marked provisional
GCUGCAGCUCGGUGUGACGCACUGUGGGCUUCAUUCUCCUUUUUCCCCCUCAGUCGCCAACUUCUCCCCCACCCGCGUCUGUGGGUUUCCCCUCGGAGGGAGGGACGCGCUAGAGCCGUGUGAGAGUGGCUGCAGGCGUGCCAGGCAGAAGUUGUUCUCCCUCCUUACUGUUUGAUGCAAUGUCGGCUCCAACUCGGCUUCUUUUCCCUCUGAUUAGAAACUGUGAAUUUGGCAGAAUAUGCAGUUCUGUAUGCUACUGCCACCACAAGCAUCUUUGUUGCUCAUCAAGCCACUCUUCGUUAAAACUAGGGUCAGAUACGAGGCACGUAUCAGCCUUUCACAACCCCAGAUGUGCUCAAGUGAGGAGAUACGUAACUACUCCGCAAAGGUUUUACCUCACCCCGCCACAGGUCAACAGUAUUCUCAAGGCCAAUGAAUACAGUUUUAAAGUUCCAGAGUUUGAUGGAAAAAAUAUCAGCUCCAUCCUUGGGUUUGACAGCAACCAGUUGCCAGCAAAUGCUCCAAUUGAGGACCGGAGAAGUGCAGCGACAUGCCUACAGAGCAGAGGGAUGCUGCUCGGUGUAUUUGAUGGACACGCCGGUUGUGCUUGUGCUCAGGCCGUCAGUGAAAGACUCUUCUAUUACAUCGCGGUUUCUCUGCUGCCUCAGGAGACUCUGCUUGAAAUUGAAAAUGCGGUGGAAAGUGGCCGAGCUUUGUUGCCCAUAUUACAGUGGCACAAGCAUCCAAACGAUUAUUUUAGUAAGGAGGCUUCAAAGAUGUAUUUCAAUAGCUUAAGGACCUAUUGGCAAGAGUUGAUUGACCUUAACACGGGUGAGACUACUGAUGUAAAGGAAGCGCUUAUUAACUCAUUUAAAAGACUAGAUAAUGACCUUUCUUUGGAAGCACAAGUUGGAGACCCAAAUUCUUUUCUGAACUACUGGGUCUUGCGUGUCGCUUUUUCUGGAGCUACCGCUUGCGUGGCUCACGUAGAUGGGGUAGAUUUGCAUGUUGCCAACACGGGUGACAGUCGGGCGCUUCUUGGUGUCCAGGAGGAAGAUGGGUCAUGGUCAGCAGUGACAAUGUCUCACGACCAUAAUGCUCAGAAUGAAUCAGAAAUAAUAAGAGUCAAAUCAGAACACCCGAAGGAGGUUAAGACUAUCGUCAAACAGGAUCGACUUCUUGGAUUAUUGAUGCCAUUCAGAGCUUUCGGAGACGUAAAGUUUAAAUGGAGCAUUGACCUCCAGAAACGUGUUGUAGAGUCUGGCCCAGAUCAACUCAAUGACAAUGAGUAUACAAAAUUUAUCCCUCCUAACUACCACACCCCUCCGUAUUUAACUGCUGAGCCAGAAGUGAUAUAUCAUAGGUUACGACCAAAGGAUAAAUUUCUCAUUUUGGCUACUGACGGUCUUUGGGAAACCAUGCACAGGCAAGAUGUGGUAAGAAUAGUAGGAGAGUAUCUAACAGGAGUUCAUCACCAGCAGCCUCUAGCUGUAGGAGGCUACAAAGUCACUCUGGGACAGAUGCAAGGGUUAUUAAUGGAAAGAAGGGCCAGGACUUCUUCAAUGUUUGAAGAUCAAAAUGCAGCCACCCAUUUAAUACGUCACGCGGUGGGCAACAAUGAAUUUGGAGCUGUAGACCACGAGCGUCUGUCAAAAAUGCUCAGUCUGCCAGAAGAAUUGGCCCGGAUGUACAGAGACGAUAUUACAAUUCUAGUGGUUCAGUUCAACUCACACGUCAUUGGAGCACAUCAGAAUAAAGAUCAGUGACAUACAAUAUGCAUGUAUUACAUAUAGCUACCAAAGUGGAAGGGGUAAAGCAACUUGAUCUUUGAAGGAAAACAUAAUUUCUAAGAAUAAUAUCCCACGUGCUGAUGCAUUUACAGUUGCUCAAGAGUUGAAUGCCCGGAUCAAUGCAGAACAUGUUUAAUAACCAAUUUUAUGCAGUUUUGGGACUGUUUUUCUGAUGUAUUUGCUCCACGUGUUCUCUAUGCAGUUGCAGCACUUAUUUAAUGCUCAUUAUUUGGAAACAUGACUUGGGGGAGGGGGAUCCUUUGCAAAAUUAGGCUUUUGUUGGGGAAUAUGGCAAACUACAAUCUUCUGUAUAUUGUGGUUGUUUUUUCAGUAUCUAAAGUAUCUGUCUGCUGCACUGUGUGCAAUAAACAACCCUUAGUAUGAACUCCAUGCUUGCAGAUGUUGGGAAAGUUCCUGCAAAUACUCCAUGUUUUUUUCUAUGUUUGCAUAUCCAAAUCCCAUUCUUUUGUUUCUUGCUUCCUUGCAACUCACUAUUUUAGGAUGCUGAUAGUACCUACGUAUAAUUAUCAGCAUCAAGGAGCAUGAUCUUGAUUGGGAUGUGUCUUCCACAUUUAAGCAUGGCCGCUGUGUGAACCAUUGAAAGGUUAAGAUGGCACAGUUAGUGUCAGACACUUUGUAUGAGAAGGUGAAUUGUGCUUGAACAGUUUCCACAAAACUUCACACAAAUGUGACCGGUUACCUGUCAUUGCUUAGAGUUCUCUUUGAAGGUUUUAUUGCUCCCCACAGCUUUAGGGCUGAACAAUUAGUGGUAGAUACAUUGGUUGUGCAUAGAGGCUUUUUGGGAUUGGCUGAUGGUAUUCGGUUCGUCCAGGCAGAAGGAUUCACCGAAUCCACUAUUUUGGAUUGGGCCGAACCCCCAAAUCCUUUGCGAAAGAUUUGGCCGAAUACCUAACCAAAUCCGAAUCCUAAUUUGCAUAUGCAAAUUACGGCUGGGAAGGGGAAACAAUUUUAUUUCUUUGUUUUCUGACAAAAAGUCACGCAAUUUCCCUCCGCACCCCUAAUUUGCAUAUGCAAAUUAGGAUUCAGAUUCGGUUCGGCUGGGCAGAAGGAUCCUGCUGAAAAAGGCCGAAUCCUGGAUUCGGUGCAUCCCUACAAUAAACAGGCCUGGUUAGGGGUGUUGGACUGUGGUUUGGACUGGGCGGGGGGGGAUUUGACUUUAGAAGGUUUCCUUUAAAGCUUGACUUAAGUUAACUUUUAGUAUGUUCUAGAAUGCAACUGCCUUCAUUAUUUAUUUGAUAUUGUUUUUUGAAUUUGCCUUCUUCUGACCUUCUCGGCUUUUAAAUAGGGGUCACUGACCCCAUCUAAAAAAAACAAAUGUAUCGUUAGUGCAUGGUUACUAGGGUAAUUUGGAUCCUGGCAACCAGAUUCCUGGAGAGCUUGCUGAAUAAAAAGCUAAAUUCAAAUCCACAAGUAAU